Archocentrus centrarchus (flier cichlid) is the source of this 2297-nucleotide messenger RNA. It is a transcript of the gene fsd2, whose product is annotated as fibronectin type III and SPRY domain containing 2. Gene Ontology annotation, molecular function: protein binding. NCBI's taxonomy places the organism in Eukaryota, Metazoa, Chordata, Actinopteri, Cichliformes, Cichlidae. The transcript is spliced from 13 exons. Bases 319 to 2118 code for a protein of 599 amino acids. The record is from RefSeq and is a predicted model, not a curated record.
GACCUUUGAAUCACAUGCUCGGGGAUUUCCAACUCCUAAAAAUUAAAGCAUUUAACUUUUAGUUGUGGUUAUUUACAUUGUCGACAGAUCUCAGGCCUCUAGCGAGUCUGAAUCUUACGUUUUAUUUAAUGAAUGACGAACUUCCUCCGUGGAUGUUUGGCGUGCCUGUGAAAUCCGAGCAAAUGCAGCCCCGUCUAUUUUUGUCGCUGCUUUUGCUUUGGAGCUGAACGCCCACAGCUGUCUUGACUGAUACUGCUGCUGGCCUGAAAUGGUUGUUUAGAACCGACCGGCUCCCUCAAUUUUCCAGUCCCUGCCAUCAUGGACCUGUAUGAGAUCAGAGGAGGCAGGCUGGGUGUGAUUGCAGAGGAGGCUGAGCACCAGGAGUUAAGCAUAGAGUCUACUGCUAUGGAGACCUACAGUGCAGGCUCAUCUCCAUCUCCCACUGGAGCAGAAGAUGGAAGUGAUGAGGAUGAUGUCUUUAAGGAGGGAGAAACUGAGGGGGAGAUCAUCUCGAUUAGGGAUCAGUUGCAAGAGAAGGUUGCAGAGAUGGAGAGCUUCGCAGGUCAUCUGGAAGAGAUCUUCCUCACUGUAGAGGAGAAUUUUGGCCGUCAGGAGCAGCACUUGGAGCACCACAAUGACGUGCUGCAGACGUUGUCUCAGCGACACGAUGAGAGCGCAGCUGGAUUGCAGGAGGAGAAGAAGAGUAAGCUGGAAGCCCUGUACAGCCAGCUGCUGGCCUGUGGACGGGCGCUCGAUGCCUCCAAGGAGCUCAUUGAGACGGCGCAAGAGAUCUACCGCAGCCAGGACAAGAGGCUUUUCCUGAAGACAGUUAUGCCCACCAUUAAAAGAAUUGAGGAGUUUGCCAAAGAUGAGGUUGACUUCACGUUGUCUACACGUCUUGAAUUUAACACGCCGCUCGCUGACCUGUCGGAUGUCAAAACCAUGAUGGACUCGAUCAACGUCGUGCCGGCUCCAUCCGCCCCAGUAAUCAAUCCCCAGAUGCCCAACUCUGCCACCCAGACAUCCCUGCAUGUGUGCUGGAGCUUGUUCUCUGAUGACACAGUGGAGUACUACGAGCUUUACUACCGACCAGUGCUGGAGGAUACACCAGCAGACAGCACCUUCACACCGCUGGUAAGUAAGGCAACGGUGAAGGAGACACACUGUACUGUGGCAGAUCUGCUGCCCAAUGCUCAGUAUGAGCUCUGGGUUACAGCUACCAAUACCACAGGCAUCAGUCCAGCCAGCGAGAAGGCUUUAUACAUGACAGUGCCAUCACCUCCAGUGAUUAAGCAGAGGGAGUGCAGUAGCUGUCCAGAGGCUGCUCUGAUCCGCUGGGAGUCAGGAAACACCAACCCUGUAGACUCCUACACAGUGGAGCUCAGGGAGAUGGGUGCUGAUGGCACAGAGAGCAGCAUCACCGAGUCUAUAGUAGCAGUGCCCACCUGUCAGUGUCUGAUCCAGCUGCAGCCAGGCCGACGUUACCUCAUCUCUGUGAGAGCGGUCAAUGUCGGAGGGCCCAGUGACAGGAGUGAAGUCAUUACUGUCUCCACUACAGGUACAUUUUUCUAUCUCCUGGAGGACACUGCCCAUCCUUGCCUGUCCAUUUCUGAAGACGGAUUCACCAUCUUUUAUGGAGAUGAGGAACUUCCAAUAAGUGCCAUGGCCUUAGAUGAGAACACUUUCACUAGAUGUGUCGCUAUCCUAGGGGAUCUGAUUCCAGUGCGAGGCAGGCAUUACUGGGAAGUUGAGGUGGAUGAUGGGACAGAGUUUCGGAUCGGAGUUGCGUACGAGGACACAGAGAGGAACUCGUACCUCGGGGCCAACAGCACCUCGUGGUGUAUGAGACACAUUCUGAGUCCAUCCAGGCACAAAUAUGAGUUUCUGCACAAUGGUUGGAGUCCUGACUUGAGGAUCACAGUGAACCCCGUACGGAUUGGAGUGGCACUCGACUAUGAAAGAGGAACCCUGUCUUUCUUUAAUGUAAAUCUGGAACAACACCUGCACACCUUCCACUGUCACUUCCGAAAUUACGUCCACCCGUGUUUUAGCCUGGACAACCCAGGAGCACUUACUCUGCACAAUGGCAUAGAAGCUCCUGAAUACGCAUUCAUCUGACACCACAAGUAUCGGCAUGAAAUAAAACCCAGGGCAACGAGGAGAAGGAAUAACUCUCUUUAAUACUUACCAGAGUGCUUGGUGACAUCUAAUAAAACUAACAUUUGUAACACCAACCUCCAUUAAAAACAGACCUCUGUUACUAAAGACAAUCCAAGACUUUCAGAUGUUUUUAUUAU